This is a messenger RNA of Zingiber officinale, 552 nucleotides long. RefSeq names its product snakin-2-like. The transcript has 3 exons. NCBI's taxonomy places the organism in Eukaryota, Viridiplantae, Streptophyta, Magnoliopsida, Zingiberales, Zingiberaceae. The coding region runs from base 69 to 386 and encodes 105 amino acids. The record is from RefSeq and is a predicted model, not a curated record.
UCACCACCUCAUCAGAUCAGCAACUUCAGUUCACUCACUAGUUCCUCUUCCUUCUUGUCUUUCAAUACAUGGCUCUCUCGAGUCCCAUCGUUGCGUGUCUUCUACUUGUCAUGCUUGGGCUUUAUCAUGUUGAUUCCCGCUCAGUUUCCAUUGAUCAUUCGAUCAUAGGGAAGAAGAGAUCGGUUUUGGGAGUUACUAUCGAUUGCGGAGCAGCAUGCGCAGUGCGUUGUAGCAAAUCGUGGAAGCCAAAGAUGUGCAAGAAGAUGUGCGGGGUGUGCUGCAACAAGUGUAACUGUGUGCCACCCGGCACAUCAGUGGAGACUCGCAUCACCUGUGCUUGCUAUGCCUCCAUGACCACCCCCUCCGGCAAGCUCAAGUGCCCUUAAUAAGUAGUUUCUGGUAGGACUUUUUCAAUUGGUUUCCUUGGUCCGCUAUACUGUCGUCACUUGAUCAUGUGAGUAUUGAGCAUGAGAUGGUUUUGAAUGUUGUUUAGACAAUAAAGAAUAAAUUCUCUUUGGUAUAUCAAUGAGUGGUAUCUGCAAGUUUAGUCAA